Molecule: messenger RNA, 1223 nt
Organism: Neltuma alba
Lineage: Eukaryota; Viridiplantae; Streptophyta; Magnoliopsida; Fabales; Fabaceae
Product: BAG family molecular chaperone regulator 7-like
Exons: 3
Coding region: 90-1175 (361 amino acids)
Biological process (GO): protein folding
Cellular component (GO): plasmodesma
Source: RefSeq, a predicted model, not a curated record
UCGCCAUUGACAACUUGCAAGAGCAAAACCCUACCAUCUCCUUCUAUUUUCCGACUCACCGAGUCACGAGCGGUUCAAUUCAACCGAUCAUGAGCCGAUGCACGCGGUUCGAGCUCCUAGAAGACCCUUCCUGUUACACCCCAUCCUCCUCCGUCAAAGAGACCUCCAUUUUCACUGCCAGAACUAAACCUUUCCCCUCAUUCCUCAAGGAAGAUCUAGAUGUUCAGUUCGCCUUCGACCUCUUCAAUCCGUGCCAACUUUCGAGCCAAUUUGUAGCCUUCGAUGCCGUCUCCGAUCUGGUGACUGCUCAUCGAAUGCCGUCGUUUGUCUGCAAGCGAGUUCAGCGAGUCGAGAGGCUGCUUGGAAGUGAGUUUUGCUUAGAGAGCUUGAGCGACCGAGUGGCCGAGCUGGAGUCGCAACUUGAUCGGCUUGUUUGCACCGCGAGCUGUAGUGGCGGUGAUCGGAAGUGCACGUGGAAAUCGGAGACCAAGGGGUCGGAUAAGUUUGGGAGUGACAAGAAUUACAGGUGGGUUACGGAAUUCAAGGAAGAGAAGAAGACAAUGAAUGAAAAGGAGAAAAGGGGUAUUGCGAAGAAUUUCAAAUGGACGGCCGAGAUUAAGGAGAAGGGGGAAGAUACUGGGAGUUCAAGGAAAUAUACGUACGAGGUAAAGAGUGGUGAUGCUGAGAAGAAUGGCAGGAAUAAGAAGGAUAAGAAGAAAAGAAGUGAAUUGCGCAUUGUGGAGAUUGAAGAGCCCAGUGGGAAUAAAAAUGUGAUUCGAAAGCAGAGAUAUGGAGCUGUUCAAAGUAACAGGGGCAAGAGGAAAGAAUUAUCUCCUCAAGAUGCUGCAUUAUUGAUCCAACGCAGCUUUAGGGCUUAUUUGAUCCGAAGGUCAAAAGUUCUUCGCGCACUUAGAGGACUGGCUGUUGCAAAAUCUAGGUUGAAGGAAAUCAGGGUUCUAUUUAAUAAUUUUGCCUACCAGCAUCGGAUAGCUCGUGAUGCAGAGGAACGCCAGAAGUUUGCAGAGAAAAUCAUUGUCUUGCUUCUCACUGUUGAUUCCAUUGAGGGAGCCGACUUUUUUGUGCGAUCCACGAAGAGGUCGAUGGUAGAUGAGCUGGAAGCGAUGUUGGAUGUGGUGGAUCCGCAGCCAGGUGAGAAGAAGAUCAACCUCCGUUAAAAGAAGGACCUUUGAUUUGCCUGAUGAUGUUAUCCAAAAGGAGAUUGC